GCCCGAACUAUCAACCAUCUCGCCUUGACCCCGCACGCCUUCCAACUGCCAGCCAGCGUCCUUCCUUCUACAUUACCGUAUCAUCGCCCUGACUGGCAUAGCGACGCCACCGCUGCUGCUCACCACGUAGCGUCCGCCAGUCAACAUGGACUCGACCGCCUACACCGUGGUCGCCCCCUUCGACGACUCGUCGCAGUUCGAGCUCUCACCUUCUGAGCUCAGGACCAUCCUCCAAAAGGCAGACGAUGAGACCAAGCUACACACACUGCGCCGCAUCAUCGUCUCCACCCUCAAUGGACAGCCUCAGCCGACACUUCUCAUGCCCAUCAUCCAAUAUGUCCUUCCCUCCAAAAGCAAGCAAAUCAAGAAGAUGCUUCACUUCUACUGGGAAGUCUGCCCAAAGUACGACGAGAAGGGAGAGCUCAAGCAAGAGAUGAUCCUCGUCGUCAACGCCAUUCGCAACGACCUGCAGCAUCCCAACGAAUACAUCCGAGGGUCAACGCUCCGUUUCCUACAGAAGAUCAAGGAGCCCGAGCUCCUAGAGCCUCUCAUCCCCUCUGUCCGCGCAUGUCUCGAACAUCGUCACUCCUACGUGCGCAAGAAUGCCGUCUUCUGCCUCUUCGCCAUCUACCAGCACCACGAGAACAUGAUCUCAGACGCGCCAGAGGUCAUGCUCACCUUCCUCGCAGCAGAGGCAGACUCGACGUGCAGGCGCAACGCCUUUGUUCUCCUCUGCAAUGCUGCGCCGGACAAGGCCACUGAGUACCUCAUGGACAACUUCGAGUCGAUCCCCAGCAUGGACGAGCUCAUGCAGUUGGCCGUCAUUGAGCUCAUUCGCAAGGAGUGCAAGGGAGAGAGCGCAAACAGGCCAAAGUACAUUCGAGCCAUCUCCGAGCUCCUCUCUGCUCCUUCGCAUGCCGUCAAGUACGAGGCAGCCAUCACCCUCACCACACUCACGCAGAACUCGGCCGCUAUCAAGGCAACGGCUGGGGCUCUCAUUGAACUCGCAGUAAAGGAAUCGGACAACAACGUCAAGCUCAUCGUCUUGUCUCGCCUCGAUGUACUUCGAGCCAAGCAUGACCAUGUCAUCGACCCGUUGGUCAUGGACCUGCUGCGCGUUCUCACUGCCCCGGACAUGGACGUCAAGCGACGAGGCCUGUCUAUCGCGAUGCAGAUGGUCUCAAGCCGGAAUGUCGAGGAAGUCACCCUGUUCUUGCAAAAGGAGCUCACUAAAACGACGGAAGCCACUGGAUCAACGACGGCGGAGCGCAACAUCGAAUACCGUCAGCUCCUCAUUCAAUCGAUCCACCAGUGCGCCAUCCGCUUCUCAGAGGUGGCAUCCAAGGUCAUUCACACCCUCAUGGACUUCCUCGGCGACUCGUCAAAUCCUUCCGCAGUCGAUGUCAUCGUCUUCGUACGCGAAGUGGUCGAGAAGUUCCCGGCGCUGCGCCCAUCCAUCGUUAGGAAGCUGCUCAGCACUUUUGCCUCGAUCAAGAGCGGUAAGGUCUUCCGAGGCGGAUUGUGGAUUGUGGGCGAGUACUGCGAGAGAGAAGAAGAGAUUGAAGAUGCCCUGUCACAUAUUCGCAGCGUCAUUGGUGAGGUGCCGAUCCUCGCGGCUGAGGAGAGGCUUCUACAGCAGGAGGAGAACAAGGAAGAGCAGGGUGCCGCUGAGGUCAAUGGGGCGAGCGCGGUCGCUACGAAGACGAGAGUACGAGCAGAUGGGACCUAUGCCACCGAGACCGCCUUUACAUCGGAUGCGAAUGCGUCUGCCCGCCUGGACCUCGUCAAGAACGCCCAAAAGCCACCACUCCGCUCCUUGAUCCUCCUCGGUGACUUCUACACCGCUACAGCACUCGCCUCAUCACUAGCCAAGCUCAUCUCACGGCUCCACGAGCUCCCCAACGUCGCUGCCAGCCGCAAGAACGAGCGCAGAGCAGAGGCUAUGCUUCUUCUGGCCUCGAUCGUCCGCGCUGGACAGUCCAAGUUCGUCUCAGCGCCGAUUGACGAGGACUCGCAGGAGCGCAUCCUCGCUUGCAUUGAGACGCUGGCUGACCUGGCUGCGCCGGAGAGGAGCAUGAAGGGGGCAGAAGAGGUCUUCCUCAACGACACCAAGGCUGCGUAUGCGAAAAUGGUGGCCGCGGAGGAGAAGAAGCUGGCAGAGAAGAAGGCAAGGGAGAACAAGGUCAAGCAGGUGCAACCUGAUGAUAUCAUCUCGUUCAGACAGCUGGCAAAGAAGAGCGCCGCGGAGGCCGAGGCGGAAGACGCUGAAAGAGAGUUGACGAAUGCGACUGGCCUCGCAGAAAAGUCCAAGGAGGACUUCGUUGGCAAGCUGAAGCGCGUAGUCCAGCUGACUGGCUUCUCAGACGCAGUAUACGCGGAAGCCUACGUCAACGUGCAGCAGUUCGACAUCCUUUUGGAUGUCCUCGUCGUGAACCAAACCUCGCAAACUCUGCAAAACCUCGGCAUCGAGUUCGCAACCCUCGGCGACCUCAAGCUCGUGGAGCGCCCUACCUCCCACACACUAGGCCCGUAUGCCUUCCAAAGCAUCAAGGCCACGAUCAAGGUCUCAUCGACGGAGACUGGCGUCAUCUUCGGCAACAUCAUCUACGAGGCGACGGACAAGAAUGCAAAGACGUCGACGGCUGCACCAGAGUCGGCUUGCGUGGUGCUGAACGACAUUCACGUCGAUAUCAUGGACUACAUCAAGCCGGCGAGCUGCACAGAACAGCAAUUCAGGAGCAUGUGGACCGAAUUCGAAUGGGAGAACAAGGUCAACGUCAACACUACGAUUGUGGACUUGCACAAGUACCUUCAGCACAUGAUGCGAUCCACAAACAUGUCAUGUCUCACGCCCUCCGCAUCGCUGGCCGGGUCGUGUGGGUUCUUGUCGGCGAACCUGUACGCUCGCUCUCUCUUUGGUGAGGAUGCGCUGGCGAACGUCUCGAUCGAGCAGGUCGUCUCGACGGUGACGGAUCCGGCUACGGGAGAGGAGAAGGAGACGACGAGCGUGCAGGGACAUGUGAGGAUCAGGGCAAAGACGCAGGGCAUCGCGCUUAGCUUGGGUGAUAGGAUCACGGUUGCGCAGAAGGGCGGGCGAGGGGCGAAUGCGGAGGACGAGGAGGAAGAUGAAGAGGGCGACGAGGAUGCGGAGGCUGCGCAAGAUUUGCUGCUUUAGAGCAGUCGGUGUGAAGAGAGAAGUGAAUGAAUGUUUUCUCGACAACA
Jaminaea rosea is the source of this 3222-nucleotide messenger RNA. RefSeq names its product putative SEC26. Gene Ontology annotation, molecular function: structural molecule activity. Gene Ontology annotation, cellular component: cytoplasm; COPI vesicle coat. Bases 146 to 3175 code for a protein of 1009 amino acids. The transcript has 3 exons. The record is from RefSeq and is a predicted model, not a curated record. Lineage: Eukaryota; Fungi; Basidiomycota; Exobasidiomycetes; Microstromatales. Gene Ontology annotation, biological process: endoplasmic reticulum to Golgi vesicle-mediated transport; intra-Golgi vesicle-mediated transport; intracellular protein transport.